AUGGCGGCAUCGCACACAGAUGCUGGCCGUUCUCUCGCUCAAGGAGACAGCACAACCACGCUCGCUCCAUCAGUUCCACCCACCGCCAUAAGCUCAGCCCAAAAGCUUAACCAACUGUUUGACAGCCCAAAAGAACCCAAGAAAAUCACUGGUAGCAUUGAGAAAACAACAGCCACUGCCGCCGCAGCCGCCGUUGAAGAUAGAGCCCCGGACGGUGGAUAUGGCUGGGUCUGCACCUUCUGCAGCUUCAUGAUCCACGCCAACACAUGGGGAGUAGGAUCACCAUGGGGAAUAUUUCUCGAUCGCUACAUAUCCCAAGGUACUUUUGCGCGAGUGGGGAGGUUUGAGUACGCCAUCAUCGGAGGCCUGGCUAUGGCUAUGGCCCUCAUCGUUGCGCCACUGGCAAAUCGCUGCAAAAUAGCCCUGGGAACUCGAGGGACGAUAGUGCUAGGGUCCGUGAUUGCAUCCAUUGGAGUUCAUACUUCAUCAACUGCAUCCAAGGUUUGGCAUUUGGUGCUAUCGUAUGGAGUUUGUUAUGGGUUGGGGAUGGGGAUAGUGUACAUUCCUACCCUCUCCGUUGUCGGCCCCUGGUUUUCCAUCCACCGGAGUCUAGCCAUUGGCAUUGCGACAGCCGGAUCAGGCUUUGGCGGGCUGGGGUACAGCCUUCUCGCCGGCAAGCUCAUUGCCACGUACGGAAUUCCUUGGACCUGGCGCAUUAUGUCCUAUAUGAUGUUCUUCUGCAACUUCUUCUGUGGCUUGCUUGUCAGAGAGAGCCCGGUAACAAAGUCACCUGUCAACAACCCUGUUGCGGCGAAGUCCUCAUCCUUCAGCUUCCACAUCUUCACCCGCCCGCAAGUGCUUCUCAUUCUCAUCUGGGGCUUCAUGGUGGAACUCGGCUAUGUGUCGCUGUUCUUCUCGCUUCCAAGCCACGCCACCUCCCUCGGCCUCGAUCUCAAUCAAGGGUCCAUUGUCCAAGCCGUGCUGAGCCUCGGUAUUGGAAUUGGCCGCCCCUGCGUGGGCUGGGUAAGCGACAGGCAAGGCCGGAUCAACACGGCACUGUUGAUGACGCUCUUUUGCGGUUUAAUCUCUCUUACUUUGUGGAUCUAUGCCCGAUCGUAUCCCCCGCUGUUGGUAUUUGCAUUCCUUGCUGGCAUCUCAUCGGGUACGUUUUGGAGCACUGCCAACCCCAUCGUCACAGAAGUGGUGGGAUUGAGGCAGUCCUCGGCCACGUAUUCAGCGGUGUGCUUGGUGAUGGCGCUGCCUGCUACUUUUGGGGAAGCUAUCGCUCUGCAGUUCGUGGAUGAGAGCAGGACAGAUGACGCCAAGUUUUUGCCCUCGCAGGUGUAUGUUGGGUGCACGUACUUUGUCGGGGCGGUGGCGUUGUUGAUGUUGAGGGCGUGGAGGGUGUGGCAGUUGCAGAGAAACCUGGCGGUCGUGGAAGAUGCCGAAGUAGCUGGGGUUGUGCCUGAGGAGAAGAGGGUGUAUGGGUGGAUGAUGCCGAGGAUGUGGAUCAAGGUUGUGAAGGUAUGA
Molecule: messenger RNA, 1530 nt
Organism: Podospora anserina S mat+
Lineage: Eukaryota; Fungi; Ascomycota; Sordariomycetes; Sordariales; Podosporaceae
Exons: 2
Coding region: 1-1530 (509 amino acids)
Biological process (GO): transmembrane transport
Molecular function (GO): transmembrane transporter activity
Source: RefSeq, a predicted model, not a curated record